Molecule: messenger RNA, 531 nt
Organism: Paraglomus occultum
Lineage: Eukaryota; Fungi; Glomeromycota; Glomeromycetes; Paraglomerales; Paraglomeraceae
Source: the annotation of a GenBank genome assembly
AUGUCUUCAGAAAAAAGUUCAAGAACAGGCGGUGUAUAUGGCGGCUCUACUUCGACACCACAAUUUCGUAGAACAUGGGAUAGAGAUGAGUACGCUGCUAAAGCCCGUGAACGGGCGAGACGUGAAGCACAAGCUGAAUCCGAUGAAGAACGCAAGCGCAAAGGUCUCAAACCUAAACCUCGUGCUCCUUCUCCCGAUUCUCAGCCGAAAGAGUUUCUCCGCGCACGGUCAGAAAAGGUUGUUUUAGAUGCGAAUCUGAACCGGACACAAGUCGUACAGAGCACAAGCAUCACCUCAAGGCAGCCAGGAUAUUACUGUCAAGUUUGUGAUUGUGUUGUUAAAGACAGUGUAAACUAUUUAGAUCAUAUUAAUGGAAAGAAACAUCAGAGAGCACUGGGUAUGUCCAUGAAAGUAGAACGGAGCACUAUAGAUCAAGUCAGAUCCAAGUUGGCUAACUUGAAAGCCAAGAAAGAACAAGCCACUGAGACAUACGGUAAGGGCGAAUAUGCGAUUUCAGGUGUUGAUGCAUGA